GCAAUCGUAUACGUGCGGCGCAGCGUGCGGGAUACGUCCCAUAAACACCACUGCAUAAUCCGCGUUAGCCAACGAGCUUCCCCAGCGCCCCCGCGCGUGCACUGGCGGCUUUCGGCACUAGCCAAGCCUUUAGGCGUAGACUGGGCGCCUGAGGCGCGGACACACAGCCGCACCGAGACGUUGAGCGUUUCAUCCGAGCUCACUCACGCGCAUCGCCGGCGGGACACUGCGCACGGAGCCCGCGCGCGUGGACACCUGGGCCCCUGCACGAAGGGCCCCUGCGAGACGGAAGCAGAUGGCAGGUGGAAAGUCAAACGGCACGGGCGCGGCGGACGCGCACGUGCGUACCUCGCACUUGACCCUGAAAGCUGGGGAGGACCCGCCCCCGAAUGUUCGCAUCUACAGUGACGGCAUCAAGCCGGACGCGCGGCAGAACCUGCUUGUUCAGAUCCUGGCCGGCAUCACGAUGUCGAUUUAUGUAGGCUUCAUGAACUAUUUCAUGCUGCUGGUGGUGCUCUCCUACUGGAGCCGCAUCUGCCGCUAUGUGGUCCUGGCGCUGCUAGGCACACUGGCGCUGCCCUGCAAGCCCGUGCUGUGGCCUGCCUUCAACAAGCUGUGGAUCUUCAAGACCUGGCGUCACUACUUCCACUACAGUUUCCUGAUUGAGGAGCCGCUUGACCCCAACAAGCGCUACAUCUUUGUCGAGUUCCCGCACGGCGCGUUCCCCAUUGGUCCCAUCGUGGCGGGCACGCUCAUGCAGACUCUGUUCCCGCACAUGAUGAUCUACAGCGUGGCCGCCUCCGUCGUGUUCUACAUCCCCUUCUGGCGCCAUUUCAUCACGUGGAUCGGCUCGGUGCCCGCAACGCCCGGCAACUUCAAGCGGCUGCUGAAGAAGGGCAGUGUGGCGGUGGUGGUGGGCGGCAUUGCCGAGAUGUACAUGGGCAACAAGAAGAAGGAGCGCAUUAAGCUAGUGGGCCGCCGCGGCUUCGCACGCAUCGCGCUGGAGGAGCAGGUGGACGGCAUUGUGUGCGUGUACUACUUCGGUCAGAGCCAAGUGCUGGACUUCGGGCCCUCCUGGCUGGCGGACUUUAGCCGCCGCAUGCGCACCAGCUUCGGCUACCUCACGGGAUGGAUGGGGCUGCCGGUGCCGCGGCCCAUCCCCAUCUACAUGGUGAAUGGGAAGCCCAUCCCGGUGCCCAAGGUGGCUCGUGACUCGCCCGAGUUCGACAAGGAGGUGGAUAAGCUGCUUGACGCCACCAUCACGGAGCUGGGCGAGAUGUACAACAGGCACAGAGGCGAGUACGGCUGGGGCGACCGCCCGCUGUCCAUCGAGUAGAUGCCCAACAAGUGGAUUGGCACAGUGGUGCCCUUGAAAUGGCAUGGCCAGAGUGAAAGCGGGAUGGAUCGUUGGAGAUGGUUAUGGAGGGGAGGAAGGAAUAUCUUGAAAAGGCCACGCGGAUGGGUUCGUGAGGCAUGCAGGGCCUUUCGGGUUGGAUGGGGGUCGCACUAGUCGCACGUGCCGCGUGGGCACGUGUGUGCCGUAAACCUUUUAUGGUAUGGUGUGUCAAGACUAGUCUAGACGUACCGAUGGCUAUAUGGUAGCUCAGCUAUGCGAAAAGCUGCGAAACGGGCUGGCAUUGCCUUUGGGUGAACGUGCAAGUGUUGUGUUUAGAUGCAAGGCAGGUGGAUGCAGUUGUAGGUGUAGCAGACCUUUACAUCAGCACAGUUGGCUAGAUAGGUCGCGUCAGCCAAGGAGGGAGCUCUGCGUUUGAUUGGGUUGAUGCUGCCAGCAGGCGGCAUUAAAAUGGACGUGGCAAGGGAGCAAUAGAGCCUUUGAAAGAAUGCCAUAUCCUGAAGACACACGUGCAUGACGCAAGGGUCCCGUUGCUGAGCUCCUGACUUGAUCAUCCCUUGGAUGCUGUCACGCAAUGUGCUUCAAGUGCGCCGCUACUAACCUACUACCGUAUGG
Chlamydomonas reinhardtii is the source of this 1969-nucleotide messenger RNA. RefSeq lists its product as uncharacterized. The record is from RefSeq and is a predicted model, not a curated record. NCBI's taxonomy places the organism in Eukaryota, Viridiplantae, Chlorophyta, Chlorophyceae, Chlamydomonadales, Chlamydomonadaceae. The transcript has 9 exons. Gene Ontology annotation, biological process: triglyceride biosynthetic process. Gene Ontology annotation, molecular function: diacylglycerol O-acyltransferase activity. Bases 296 to 1336 code for a protein of 346 amino acids. Gene Ontology annotation, cellular component: endoplasmic reticulum membrane.